AUGAAACCCCUACUUUUUCUUUAUUUCCCACCCCAGGUGCCCUUCACCGACCUGCUGGACGCGGCCAAGAGUGUGGUGAAGGCGCUGUUCCUGCGUGAGAAGUACAUGGGGCUGUCCCUGCAGAGCUUCUGCAAGACCACUGCCCGCUUCCUGCAGGAGCUCUCCGAGAAGCCCCUGGAGACCCGCAGCUACGAGGAGGUGCCCGAGACCCCCGUGGCUGCCGAUGCUGCCGUGCACCCCCCGUUUGCAGAGCAGCACCCCUAUGAGAAGUGGGACCCCCAGAGCAUGCCGGCCGACCUGGGCUUCGGGCUGAAGAUGGUGGAUGGCGUGGUGCACGUCUACACCAAGCAGGACCUCACUGACAAGAGCACGGAGCUGGACCUGCCCUACCCCGACCUGCAGGAGUUCAUCGCCGACAUGAAUUUCCUGAUGGCUUUGAUCAUCAACGGGCCCAUCAAAUCCUUUUGCUACCGCCGCCUGCAGUACCUGAGCUCCAAGUUCCAGAUGCACGUGCUGCUCAAUGAGAUGAAGGAGUUGGCAGCCCAGAAGAAGGUGCCCCACCGUGACUUCUACAACAUCCGCAAGGUGGACACUCACAUCCACGCCUCGUCCUGCAUGAACCAGAAGCACCUCCUGCGCUUCAUCAAGAGGGCCAUGAAGAAGCACCUGGACGAGAUCGUCCACGUGGAGAAAGGCAAGGAGCAGACGCUCAAGGAGGUCUUUGAGACCAUGAAUCUCACCGCCUACGACCUCAGCGUGGACACUCUGGACGUCCACGCGGACCGCAACACUUUCCACCGCUUUGACAAAUUCAAUGCCAAGUACAACCCCAUCGGGGAGUCCAUCCCGAGGGAGAUCUUCAUCAAGACGGACAACCGCGUCUCGGGGAAGUACUUUGCACACAUCAUCAAGGAGGUGAUGUCUGACCUGGAGGAGAGCAAGUACCAGAACGCCGAGCUGCGCCUCUCCAUCUACGGCCGCUCUCGUGACGAGUGGGACAAGCUGGCCUGCUGGGCCGUCAACCACCGCGUCCACUCCAACAACGUCCGCUGGCUGGUGCAGGUGCCCCGGCUCUUCGAUGUCUACCGGACCAAGAAGCAGUUGGCCAACUUCCAGGAGAUGCUGGAGAACAUCUUCCUGCCCCUCUACGAGGCCACCAUCCAUCCUGCCCAGCACCCUGAGCUGCACCUCUUCCUGGAGCACGUGGACGGCUUCGACAGUGUGGAUGACGAAUCCAAACCGGAGCAUCACAUCUUCAACCAGGACAGCCCUCUGCCGGGGAACUGGGUGGAGGAGGACAACCCGCCCUACUCCUACUACCUGUACUACAUGUAUGCCAACAUGACGGUGCUCAACCACCUCCGCAGGAGGAGGGGCUUCCACACCUUCGUGCUGCGGCCGCACUGCGGCGAGGCCGGCCCCAUCCAUCACCUCGUGUCGGGCUUCAUGGUGUCGGAGAACAUCUCGCACGGCUUGCUGCUGCGCAAGGCCCCCGUGCUGCAGUACCUGUACUACCUGGCGCAGAUUGGCAUCGCCAUGUCCCCGCUGAGCAACAACAGCCUCUUCCUCAGCUACCACCGCAACCCCCUGCCCGAGUACCUCUCGCGGGGGCUCAUGGUCUCCCUCUCCACCGAUGAUCCCCUCCAGUUCCACUUCACCAAGGUGAGGUUGUGGGGGAGGGUCUGCGGGUCACCAGCCUCUCCCCACCCAGAAUGGCUCGGGGCAGCCGCCGGGCUGAUGGAUGGGGUUGGCGGCGGCCUCGUCUGUGGGGAUGGGGUCAGUGGUGGCUAUGGGGAAGGAGUUGGUGGCCGUGUCCGUGGGGAU
Messenger RNA from Meleagris gallopavo (turkey), 1824 nucleotides. NCBI's taxonomy places the organism in Eukaryota, Metazoa, Chordata, Aves, Galliformes, Phasianidae. The record is from RefSeq and is a predicted model, not a curated record.